This is a messenger RNA of Menidia menidia (Atlantic silverside), 5202 nucleotides long. Lineage: Eukaryota; Metazoa; Chordata; Actinopteri; Atheriniformes; Atherinopsidae. The record is from the annotation of a GenBank genome assembly.
AUGUACCGGCGUUCACCCUGUGCCAGAGGAAGGGUUCACUUUGACUUCAGUGAGGAGGUCAUCAGGAAACUCCAUGCUGCCAAUCAUGGCCAUAAUCACAGCUUUGAUGUGGAGAAUGGCCCGUCUGCCAGCUGCAGCCCUCUGGACCCCCAGGCUUCCCCCAGCUCUGGUCUGGUCCUCCACACUAAUUUUCCGGGACACAACCAGCGCAGAGAGUCCUUUCUCUAUCGUUCUGACAGCGACUAUGAACUUUCCCCUAAGUCCAUGUCACGGAACUCCUCCAUCGCCUCUGAACUACAUGGUGACGACCUGAUCGUGACUCCCUUCGCUCAGGAGGUCUCCUGCAGCAACAACUCAGCCUCCAAUCACCAGAGUUUGUCUCCCAGCUGCCAGUUUCAACCACCUGGCCGCAGUUACGUCUCACGAUGCCAGCUGCCGCCGCUCGUGAUUCCCCCACUCCAGCGGCAGAAACCUACGGCGGGACCGCUGGAUGUACGCUACCUGGGAGUGGCCAGGCAGCACUCACGCUCCAUGUGCUCCGUCUGUUCUGACUGUGUGUCUCUGUGUGCCGGCUGUUUGACAGAUGAGGCAUACCAGAAGUUGGCCAUGGAGACAAUGGAGGAGUUGGACUGGUGUCUGGACCAGCUGGAGACCAUCCAGACCUACCGCUCUGUUAGUGACAUGGCCUCUAACAAGUUCAAGAGAAUGUUGAAUCGAGAGUUGACGCACCUAUCUGAGAUGAGUCGGUCUGGGAAUCAGGUUUCCGAAUUCAUCUCCAACACUUUCUUAGACAAACAGAAUGAGGUGGAGAUUCCAUCACCCACGUCGAAGACACGAGAGAAGAAGAAGCAGCAGAAGCAGCAGCUGAUGACACAGAUCAGUGGGGUCAAGAAGGUUUCUCACGGGCCCUCAUUGUCCAGCAGCAGCAUUUCUCGCUUCGGGGUCAAAACCGAUAAGGAGGAGCUGUUGUCCAAGGAACUUGAGGACCUGAACAAAUGGGGCCUGAACAUCUUCACCGUUUCAGAAUAUUCCAACAACCGACCUCUCACCUGUAUCAUGUACGCCAUCUUCCAGGAGCGUGACCUGUUAAAGACAUUUAAGAUCCCAGUGGACACAUUUGUGGCCUAUAUGAUGACUUUGGAAGAUCACUACCAUUCAGAUGUGGCCUACCAUAACAGUCUGCAUGCUGCAGACGUAGCCCAGUCAACCCACAUCCUUCUCUCCACUCCCGCCCUUGAUGCGGUCUUCACAGAUCUUGAGAUUCUUGCAGCCAUUUUUGCUGCAGCUAUCCAUGAUGUUGAUCAUCCCGGAGUAUCAAACCAAUUCCUUAUUAAUACCAACUCAGAACUAGCCCUGAUGUACAACGACGAGUCAGUGCUGGAGAACCAUCAUUUGGCUGUGGGCUUCAAGCUGCUACAGGAAGACAACUGUGAUAUCUUCCAGAACCUCACAAAGAAGCAGCGGCAGUCCCUGCGCAAAAUGGUCAUUGACAUGGUUUUAGCCACUGAUAUGUCCAAACACAUGAGUCUGCUGGCUGAUCUGAAGACAAUGGUGGAGACAAAGAAGGUGACAAGCUCUGGAGUUCUGCUGCUAGACAAUUACACCGACAGGAUACAGGUGCUGCGUAACAUGGUGCAUUGUGCUGAUCUGAGUAACCCCACAAAAUCUUUGGAGUUGUAUCGUCAGUGGACGGACCGGAUAAUGGAGGAGUUCUUCCACCAGGGAGACAGAGAGAGAGAGAGGGGGAUGGAGAUCAGCCCCAUGUGUGAUAAGCACACAGCCUCUGUGGAGAAGAGCCAGGUGGGUUUCAUCGACUACAUUGUCCAUCCUCUGUGGGAGACUUGGGCCGAUCUGGUACACCCCGACGCCCAGGAUAUUCUGGACACUUUAGAGGACAACAGGAACUGGUACCAGAGCAUGAUUCCUCAGAGUCCCUCCCCGCCUUUCUACGACCAGGGCACUCACGGACAUGGUGGAGGAACGGGAGGACAGGGCGGAGGAGAGAAAUUCCAAUUUGACUUGACCCUGGAGGAGGAGGACUUGGAUGGAAUAGAGAAAGAUGGGGAAGGAGAUGAAGAAGAGGAGGAAGAGUUAGAGGAAGAUGAGGACAGUCUUGGAGAACCUCACUCUCCUCCCCCUGGUUAUUUGGAAAGUCAGGAACCUGUCGACGGCACCACGAUUGAGCCCACAAUGGCAAUAGAGAUUGUGACACAUGAGGCAUCGCCCACAGACACAUAGGGCUUCAAUGACCAGGAUCACGCGGUGAUUCGAAAGUUUUUUGGAAAAGAGGCAAUAUCCUCUUGCCGCUGUGCUUUUUAUGAAGCCCACAGAAGCAAAGGCUUAGUUUUAGCCCACACGGGGGCAUCUUGCACUUGGGUGUUUGAAGCCAGACAUGGAAGGACAGUUUCAGAAAGGCGGCUUCAGAGUUCUCAGGAAUUAGAUACUGCGAACAUUUGAGUCUGGAUGGACAGGCAAGAGUGGAACUUGAAGGAUUUCAGCCAGUGCAGAAAAUCAGUUCCUUGUCUGUUCUGGACUGGCGUUAAAUGGAUAUUGACACUACUGAAAGAAGUUUUGUACCUUAAGACUUUUUUUUUUUACAAAUAUAUGAUCUAGAAGUAGCAUAGAGUAAGAUCUACUGAUGGAUACAGAUUUGUAUAGCAAGAGAAAGUGUUUACUUUUUUUCUGUACCAUUUGUCAAAGGACUGUUGUGUGCCUUUUUUUACUAUUGUCUUUAUAUAGUUUUUUAUUUAUUGAACACUCUAGUGUCUCUGUGAAAUGUUUUUCUUUUCUUCAACUAAAAUAAGAAAAAUCUUUUUCUAUGUUAAAAAGAUAAGUCUUCCAUUUAUUGGGCAAUAGAGAAAUCAAAACAAAUGUCGACAAACUCAUCCACAGUAAAUGCGAAGCAUAACACAAGUUUUUUUUUUUUUCCCAAUCUGAGCACAAGUUUUUCUUUGUAUGUGGAACUCAAACAAUAAUGUCCAAUCAUGGUUCAUGCUAUGUUUUAUUUCCUUUCUGUGUAAAACAUCAGCCACUGAAUGUCAGGGUCACAUCAUGACUAUUUGUAUACUUUUGAUACAUCUCUUUUUUUCUUAUGGGGUCAGGAAACCAUUGGGCUUUUCUACAGUUUCAUACCAAAAAUCUAAUUUGUGAUUUUAUUUAGGUGUGAAUAGAAAGUCAGAAUACACUCAGACAGCAGUCUUUUCAGAUCAAUGAUAAAAUAACUCGUCUGCCAAGGACAAAAAACUCAAGAGCAGUGAGUCUAUUUUUAAAAUUGUUAGUUGGAAAAGGUUCAGACCCCAGAUCUGUCUGAUGUAACGCCCCCGUGCCCCUUUGCAAUCAGGCCCAGACCAGAUGAUGAAAGGUGCUCUUUCAAUGACCUGUCUUAAAGGCGCUAUCAGACUCAUAGCAUUCCCAGGAUUCACAUGGUUACAAAACCCUUGGGGUUCCACGAGGACGACCCCAAAAUAAUUAGGCCGGACGUUUUUUUUUAACGAUAAUAAUCCCUGUGCUUCUGUUCAUUGACGUCAAAUGAAAUUUCCCCGUCAGCCUCUGCUGUAUUAGGUUUCCAGGUCAGUCCAGCUAUUAGGAUUUUGCAUUGGCAGAAUCGCUGGAUUUUGCAUGGAAUGCAUCCGUCUUAAAACAGGAAAAGAAAAGAAAACUAAUGCAUGCUCACUUUUGCAUCUUUUUAUUUCAUCAUUAACGCCACAGAGCAUGGUUUAAAAAUGUUUUGCAGACCUCUGGCUUUUCAUUCAAGUUUACUGAUACUCAAAGGUACUCCAUUGAUUUUCUGGACAACACGCUUAAGUGGCAGUCAUUUGUGAGCAGUACAUGUGUUUCUCAUGGAAGCGUGUCUCUUUGUGUGCGUGUCUGGAUCAGGCCUUAUCCAACAUCUCUCCUCACCUUUGUCUUCACUGUUUGUCGCUAUGAGCUCAAGUUGGUCCUUUUUGCUGUUUAUAACAGUGUAUUUAUUCUACACUUUAAGCUUGUAAAUAAGAUAUACUGGUUCAGUGUAAAAUCUAUUUUAAUUUAUAUGCACUUGCAUUACCUGGAAGUGGUGGUGUCUGAUGUGUAGAAGACUCUGGAUUAGAGUCUUUUUUUUAUAAAUGUAUUAUAUAUUGUUUUUAUAUAAAUAUAGAUAUAUAGGUAUAUAUUCACACAACAUUUUGAGUGCCCAGCAGAGCAGCAGGUAGUGGCAGGUUGUCAUUUGAGAACCUUGUAAAAAAGACAACUUUACUAAUAGAUUAUAAGAAUAUUGAUUUUUUUUUAUCUUUCACAUAAAGGGAAAAUCUUAAAUAUUACCAUGACACAUUGACAUUAAACCAAAAAUGUUGUCAUCUUUUUCUUCUUCUUCAUAUUUCUUAAGAAACAGCCAGGCAUCCACGAAUUGUUUUUUUCCUUAUGGUUAAAGAGUUUUCACCACACUGACUACAAGGUUUUCAUCUGACACCAGCAAUAUGGUAAACCAAAGGUGACACAGAGGAUAAAAUGAAAUGGCAUAGGCUUGGAUAUAGGAUCUAUAAGUUAGUGAAGGAACACUGAAUGCUUUGUUGAAGUGAACACAUAGCUUAAUUUUCUUUGAGGAGCUUGUUUUAACUUAAGCUUCUCUAUCAAGCAUUGGAAUUAUUGCUGAUAUACCAGGCCAGAAACAAGUUUUACUGACAAAUAUCAAGUCAUGGUCUCCUUCUACACUUAAUGCACUUCAUGUAAAAUUAGAGGACUGUAUUGGUAGCAUGCUACAAUACGCCCAACACUGACGUGAAUUGUCAAGGAUAAAACACAACCUGAUGUAACUGAUUGUGCUACUGUGUAAACUUUUCUGACCAAACUUGUUAGCAGUUCUGAAAUUUGUCAGUAUUAACAUUAUCUAUGUUCAAGCUUUUUUGUUUUUUUAGGUCCUUGUGUCCAGUUGGUUAGCCAGAUUUAGUACUAUCUGCAUGCAUUUUUUUUUCUUUUUCUAUUUUUUAAGUUGUCAAAUAUGUUCAAGUCCACCACCUGUUGGAAGUGGGUUAUUAAAUGUUUUACACAAUGUAUUGUAUUGUAAAUUGUGUUAAAAACUAAAUCUGAAUACUUUUUCUAUGAAGUGAUUAAAAGAAAAGCAUGAAUAUAUUCUCUCUGCAUUUUUCUCCCUUAUGGCCUUAUCUCCCCCACAAUGGCUGUGAAAAAUAAACUGGGUCACCGUCAUGCUUCUGGUGGGUUCACACA